UCAAAGGCCAUAGAAGAGAAGAUGGACUGGGGAACAUUGCAGAAGGUUUUAGGAGGUGUGAACAAACACUCCACCAGUAUUGGGAAGAUCUGGCUCACUGUCCUGUUCAUUUUCCGUGUUAUGAUCCUCGUGGUGGCUGCAGAGAGAGUCUGGGGAGACGAACAAAAUGAUUUUGUCUGCAACACUCUGCAACCGGGAUGCAAAAAUGUUUGCUACGACUACUUCUUCCCCAUCUCUCACAUUAGACUGUGGGCCCUUCAGCUCAUCUUUGUCUCAACUCCUACACUUCUGGUGGCCAUGCACAUUGCACACAGACGGCAUGAGAAGAAAAGGCAGUUCACGAGUGGUAAGAAAGUGGAUAUUGAAGAACUGAAUAAACAAAAGUUUCAUAUUCAGGGCCCCUUGUGGUGGACGUACACCUGCAGCAUAUUCUUCAGAAUAAUCUUUGAAGCUGUCUUCAUGUAUGUGUUUUACGUAAUGUAUGAUGGAUACCAAAUGCCUCGCUUACUGAAAUGUAGCACGUCGCCUUGCCCCAACACAGUGGAUUGCUUUGUUUCUCGACCCACUGAGAAAACAAUGUUUACUAUUUUCAUGCUUUCUGUGUCUGGGAUCUGUAUGAUGUUAAAUGUGGCUGAAAUGUGUUAUCUGGUAAUAAAACUUUGUAUGAAAGCCCUUGUUUCUGUCUCCAAGCAAUCCCCACGUUCAUGGAGGGAAUGUGUGUGUGCACAUACAUACACAGCCUAGUACUGUAUUUUUCAGUAGAUUCCUUCUAACUGCUCUCAAAGGGGGUGGGUUGUUCAGUUCAGCCAGUGGUGAAACAAGCCCUGGCAGUACUGCUUCCAUGGAGGUAACCACAUGGAAGUUAGCAUUGUAGGGGGUGGAAUUGAAAUCCCUUGCUCAUUCCCUGGGAGAGGCAAUAAGGCAAACACUGCCUUCCCAUAUAAUAAUUUAGAGAAAACAUGAGGUGAGGGUGCCUGAAGGGGCUUUCUUCUUCUACUCUGGCCCUGCAACACCUUUUUCUAGGAGAAGGGGUGGUGCUGAGGGCCUCAGUUUGGUAGGUUCAGUUCUAACAUUUGAAAAAGAUUUUUACCAUAUAACUGGCCCUCCUUCAACUGCUUAUUUUAAAAAAUUGUGCUGACUAAAGAACAAGGAAAAUUUUGUUUAUCAUUCCAUUUUGUAUUGCUCAGGACAACUACUGUACUUCAACUCCUCUUGCACAAUACAUAGCAGGACGCACCCACCUAGUGUUCUGACACAGUUCUUUUCUUUCUAUCCAUCUGGGUAGCACUUAACCGUAAAUCCUUCUCCAAAUCCUCAACUAACCCAAAGUAGGGUGUAUGACUCUUCAACACUCCCACUUACACCGUGAGUCACUUGUCCCUCAUUUCACAAUGGACACAGGAGGAGUUAGAAGAUCCCUACAGAGCUAAAAUAACACUGUCUUGACAUGAGAGAUGUGUAUGUUAUAGGAACCUGCUUUUUCUUUUAAAGUUCCCAUUGUUAAGAUGUAAAUUGCAUGUAACCAAGUGGAGGAAUAGCAAGAGUGCAUCUGGUCCUAGAUCUUUACAAUAUUCUCAGUAACCAUUAAAGUUUACAUAUUUACAUAGGGAAUUGCAGCAUUACAGGUAGCAAUACAAUUUCAGCACUUCGCCCAAGUGCCUACCCAUUAGAAGUAACUGUAGGAGUCAGUUACUCCUGUUAUGGGCUGCAAUAACUUGGUAUGCCCAGAAAGGGCAUAUUUUAGGGGCAGCAUGUAGAGUCUCUAGGCUUCUCCCCUUAUAUCUGUUGUCUCCUGCAAUACAUCCCAAUUUACUGCUGCUGGAAGAAAUGAGGAUGCACUGAUUUAGGCAGGGUAGCAUGUGGAAAUACUGCUAACCUGCAACACCUCAUUGUGCACUGGAAAUGGAGCACAAACAAGUUACUACUACUGAUGUAUUGAGUAGCAGCUAGUGUGUCUGGGCCGCAAACCAGGUAUGUUAAUUACAGGCUUAGGUUGGGUGGACUUUCAAAAUGUAUAGUCAGAAAUCUGACACCUACUGGGGGGAGGAAAAGAAAUCAAAGCAGCACUAUCAGAAACAUGAGCAAAACUUGAAAAGUAAAUAAGAAUUAAAUGGGAAACUCUAUCUGUAUGAGAACAUCCUUAAUCCAACUGUGAUGAACAAAAACUUUGUCAUGUAGCAUGCUUUUGCUUGGUUCCUGUACAGUUACAUGUCCAACUACAAAAAGAACAAACUGUUUCUACACUCCCAAAACUCUAGUAUUAUGUUUGUUUUGUAACAAUUAUCAUUUUUUACUUCAUUCAGAACCCAUAACUAAAGCACUUGUAAUGUCUGAGGUUCUAUGUUACUUAAAAUGCUAUGGUGUACAACUGUCUAGUGAAAAAGUAAGUUUACUAUCGAAGGAAAUGUAAGCUCUAAUACCACUUUAAAUAGCCGAGAGAUACUGUAAAUAGAGACAUUUUUAACUUACAUGGCAGGUUUGUUAGUUUUGUAAAUAGUUACACGGUGUGCUAUAUUGCCAACUUUAUGCGUUGGUAGUGGAAUGAUGUGUAUGUAACCUGCAGCAGAAAUCGGUUGUCCCAUCUACAGAAGGUUUUACAGUAGCACAGCAACAGCUGGAAAGACUGGUGAUAAAGGUGGUUUUACUACUGUCUGGCAUUUGGGGGGGAGAGGAGAGGGAUGUAUUAGGACAUGCUUGCAGGGCAAACUACAGAUUUAAAGGAAUUUGCAAGUGGAUGAAAUGAAGAUGUUCCAUAACUGAUGACAAUCUCAGGUUAAUUAUUUUCAUCUAACAAUUUGGCUACUUGGUCUCCUGAAGCAGUUAAACAGAGGGAUUGGAAAAGCAACUGGGAGUGCCCAGGCAUGGUUCUGAUCCUGAAUUGUCGUGUUAGUAAUACUAAUCCUAGUUGAGUUUUAUCUGUGAGAUUGUCUUUGUUUAUAUUUUUAUUUAGCUAAGGAACUAAUGUGUAGAAACAUGUGUUUGGACAUUUCCAUGGGAAAUAAGCCUUGUGAACCCAUUUUUGUGUGGCCCAAUUGCAUACCUGA
Molecule: messenger RNA, 3044 nt
Organism: Malaclemys terrapin pileata
Lineage: Eukaryota; Metazoa; Chordata; Testudines; Emydidae
Product: gap junction beta-6 protein-like
Exons: 2
Coding region: 22-744 (240 amino acids)
Biological process (GO): cell communication
Cellular component (GO): connexin complex
Source: RefSeq, a predicted model, not a curated record